This is a messenger RNA of Amaranthus tricolor (Joseph's coat), 2886 nucleotides long. RefSeq names its product myb family transcription factor PHL6. NCBI's taxonomy places the organism in Eukaryota, Viridiplantae, Streptophyta, Magnoliopsida, Caryophyllales, Amaranthaceae. The record is from RefSeq and is a predicted model, not a curated record. Bases 916 to 2256 code for a protein of 446 amino acids. Gene Ontology annotation, molecular function: DNA binding; DNA-binding transcription factor activity. The transcript is spliced from 8 exons.
CAAAAUCAUUAAUUACCUAAUUGCAACUUGCAAACACUCAACUUGCACCUUCAAUCUAACAAUUGGGAAAAUGGGUAACUUCAAAAGUGUUAAGAGUCCAAGAAAGAUGGGGAUUGGGGUAGUAAAAGAAUGAAACAAAGUUUAUAAAAUGUUUAGUUGAAUAAUUCACUAUAAACAGUGUAUUCUCCCCACAUUAACAAAUUGAUAAUCCAAAGUAAUAUGACAAUCAUGAUGAUUGUGACUCUACAUUUGUUCCAUUCACCCUCUUCCAAAUAGGAGUAAUUUUCUACCAUAUUAGUGCUUUUGUGUAUGAUUGUGUGUAUGAGAUUUCUCUCCCCUGGCCCUCAACUCUCUCUUCUGAAAUCUCAGCCUGUAAUACUCCAUUUUUCUGAUCUGUUACUACUUGGGGAAACUCAGACUAACCAUUAUAUCUGCUGAUUCAGUGUGUUUUUUACUUUGUAUUUUCAGGAUGGAUGGUAUACCUGUUCCAACGCUUUAGGAAGAGAGUCACAUACUACGAGGUUGCUUGAGUUCAAGCUAAGAGUGAUCUUAUGAUAUCAUUGUAUGUGUUUUCCUACUUUGUAGAUGGCUUUGAGUGUGUAUAGUCAAAGAAAGCUUUUAAAAGAAUGUUGAUUUAGAAGCAUUAUGGAACACAUCGGAUAAUUGGGAAAUUCCCAUGAUGUUGCUCAAGUUCUCAUAUUAGGAAAUCAAAGGGUAUCUUAUUGGUUCGAGAAUUACUUGCACACCAUGUUAUCGAUUCUUUGUCGGAGUUCUUUAUUUUCAUGUUUUCGUCCGCGUGACUAUCAGAUGUAGCUAACUGUGUUUGCAUCGAUCAACACUGCUCACUCCUCCCUUCUGUCUACCAAGCCCCUUUAUGUGGUGCUUGAAGAAUAUUUUUGUGUAAAAAGUCGCACUAUGAAUCACUCUAGCAAAACAUCGUUACCAGCAAUUGACUCUAGCAAAGGAAUGACAGAAUAUAGUAACGCUCUUCCUCCUUUUGAUGGUUCAUUAUCUAGUGAAUCUUCAUACCCCUUUUUGAAGCAAUCCGAAAAACUGAAAUCCUCGUCUGGAUCUGGCGAAUUUCUAUUGUCUAGUUCUGAAGCCCAUCUUAAGAGUGCACAUUCUCGUUCUUCUAUGUUCUGCACAAACCUGUAUUUAUCCUCUUCUACGAGUUCAGAAGCCCGAAGGCAGCUCGGGAACCUUCCAUUUCUUCCAAGCCCUUAUACGCCUCGAUCCACCAAGACCCAGUUGUUUCUUAACGAAGAUGUAGACAGUCUGUGUAAGCAAAAGCAUUCAGAGGAUUCAUUUAAAGAUUUUCUAAAUUACCCUGGAAGCAUAUCUGAUGGUGAGUUUGAUGAUGUUACCUGCGGAAGCGACUCUUUAGCACUUUCGGAGCAGUUGGAGCUACAGUUAUUGUCUGAUGAACUACACUUAGCUAUAACUGACAAUGGAGAGAAUCCUGGAAUUGAUGAACUAUAUGAUGCUGCUCCAAUGGCAUCAAAGCCUGUAAUCGUUUCAACAGUUCCGAAUAAUGCUCUGCCAGUUCCCCCAUCAAUAAAUGCCAUUUCUAGUCACAAAGCACCCGCGGCUGGGGUUUGUCAUAAGACAAGGAUGAGAUGGACACCCGAGCUCCAUGAACGUUUUGUAGAAGCUGUCAACACCCUUGAUGGUCCUGAAAAGGCAACUCCUAAAGGAGUAUUAAAGCUUAUGAAUGUUGAAGGGAUCACCAUCUAUCAUGUGAAAAGCCACUUACAAAAAUACCGACUCGCAAAGUUUAUACCAGAGAAAAAAGAAGAGAAGAAACCUUCUAAUUUGAAUGAGAAGAGAACACAUUUAAGCACCAAAGAAUCUGAUGCAUUAAAGAAAGGGAGUAUAACUGAGGCUCUACGGAUACAAAUGGAAGUGCAGAAACAGCUGCAUGAACAGCUUGAGGUGCAACGAGCACUUCAGGUACGCAUCGAAGAGCAUGCUCGCUACUUGCAGAAGAUCUUAGAAGAACAGCAAAAGGCUCAAAUUGCCGUUGUCUCAUCACAGUCAUUGUCGUCAGUUACGUGUGAAGAGCCAGAGGUGGAACGGUGUCCUGAAUCACUGCCUAAUAAGCUUACCGAAUCCAAAUCUAAUCCUUCAUCUCCAUUGCCAUCGAAGCAUACAAGUGAGGACUCUGAGUCUCAACCAUGCUUGAAAAGACCUCGCCUAGAAGACGAAGCUAAGCAUGACCGCCCUUUGGAUGUGCCACCUGUUCACAAUUCUUUAUGAUUGAAAUAUGUUGAUCAGACUCGGAUCAAAUACUGGUACGCGUUCAAAUGUCUCAUCUGCACUAUUUUGUGCAACAUUUCUAUGAUUUCGCACAAAAUGAAGUGAAGUUUUCACACCUAUAUCACAAUGUUGAGAAUUUGAAUUUAGAUUCAAAGGGUGAAAUGAAAAUUCGGGAUGAAAUAGGAUGAAUGGUGACUACGACAUGAAAUCCAAUCAGUUAGUCCUUUGCAUAUCUUGUAUACAAUGUAUGGAUUGUUGUUAGUUAUUUGAUUUUCCUCAAUGGUGGUCUCAUUUGCCACACAAAGGAGUGCAAUAGAAGAUCCAUGGAGUUUCUUGGAGUAGUGUGCCUAUUUGAUGAGUCUUCAAAAUGUAGUCUUUAUUUUCCGAACUAGUUAUGGGGUAUUUGGCAAAAUGAUUUAUUGAACAAUUUUAGCUUAUUUUGAGACAAAUAGAUGGUUGAUUAUAUUAGUUGGUCAAAUCAGUUACUUCAGUCAGCUAUUAACUACCAACUAUCGGUUGAUGGCCAAACACUGCAUAAUUUUUGAAGGCUUUAGUAAAAAUGUUGUACUAAGUAAAUAUAUUUAUAUUGUUCUUGAAGACAUCAUCAUAUAAAUUUGGUGCUUGAAAUUA